UUCAUGCAGUGAGCGCUUUCGGGGCGUCACGCCUGGUGCUGCAGAGUAAACAAACUCGCUGACAUGAAUCUUUCUGAGAGGGAUGACAGUGACGGUGAGGUGGAGGAAGAUGAGAGCGAGUGGAAAACGUGUUUCGGGGAUUCAGCUGCGGUUCGUCCCGCCACAGCUGCUGCUGCUUCUGGGCCAGUCAUUAAGAGCCCUGAAUCUACACACAGAGUUAUUCUGCAUUUUGACCUGGACUGCUUUUAUGCUCAGGUGGAAAUGAUCAGAAACCCAGAACUAAGAGAUGUUCCUUUAGGUGUACAGCAGAAAUACAUCAUAGUCACCUGUAACUACGUGGCCAGGGAACGGGGCGUCACCAAGCUGAUGUCUGUUACUGGUGCAAAGGAGAAAUGUCCUGAACUGGUGCUGGUGAAAGGAGAAGACCUGACACACUACAGAGAAAUGUCCUACAAAGUCACAGAUCUCCUGCUGUCUUACUGUCCGCUGGUAGAGAGGCUAGGAUUUGAUGAAAACUUUGUGGAUGUCACAGAAAUGGUUGAACAAAGAUUGGCUGGGAUGUCAGAGACCGACAGCCUCUCAUUUAAAGGAAACGUCUUCAAUCAUUCCAGUGCUGAUGCUAAUGCUAGCCACCAUCCAAGGCUGGCUAUUGGUUCGCACAUUGCAGCAGAGAUGAGAGACGCGAUACGCAGCAAGAUCGGCUUGACUGGUUGUGCUGGCAUUGCCACAAACAAGCUGCUGGCCAAACUGGUUUCAGGCACCUUCAAACCAAACCAGCAAACGGUUUUACUGCAGGAGAACGUUGGAGAUAUUAUGGGAUGUUUGAGUGGCCUCAGAAAAGUGCCAGGCUUGGGCCACCAAACAGCCAAAAGGCUCCAAGCUUUGGGGUUAGUCAGUGUGAAAGACCUGCAGCUCUGCCCUCUGGGUGACCUGGCGAGGGAGUUGGGGGGAACCACUGCUCAGCGCCUGAGGAAUCUGGCUCUCGGCAUUGAUGAAUCAGCCGUCACACCCACUGGGGCCCCACAGUCUCUCAGUGAUGAAGACUCCUUUAAGAAAAUGUGUUCAGUGAAGGAAGUCAUGGCAAAGAUCCGGGAGCUGCUCGGCAGUCUGGUGGAAAGGAUGCACAAAGAUGGCCGUCAGCCUCAAACCUUCAGGCUCACAAUACGAAGAUUCUCGGCGACCAACAAGUGGUUGAGUAGGGAGAGCCGCCAGGCCCCAAUCCCAGGCGCCGUCGGGCAGAAGAUCAUCUCUGGGAACAUUGAAGACGGCGUUUCGCAGCUGGUCCCGUUGGCUGUGAAGCUCUUCCAUAAGAUGGUGGACUGCAGCGCGGCGUUUCACCUCACGCUCAUCAACGUCUGCUUCAGUAAUCUGCAGAGCAGAGCGCCGCCUGCGAGCGGGAAGGGCGCCAUCACGUCAUUCUUCACGCAGAGCGCAUCACCCAGGAAGUCCCAGACAUCGUCCGUACAAAGCCAGAAUAAUUCAGCCCAGAAUGCUGACAGUUGCCUUUUGGACCAUCAGAUCAGUGAAUGCAGCAGAAAUGUUCCACCAAAAGGUCAAAUGACUUGUAAGUCUGAACAACCAGAGGAAACCUCUGAAGCGUCCUGCAGCACAGGGGGAAUAAAUUCGGACAAAACCAAACCGCCACCGCAGGUCGACCCGGAGGUGUUCAGGCUCCUCCCAGAAGAAAUCCAGAAGGAACUUUUAUCUCCUUAUUAUCUGAACUCCCUGCAAAGCCACAUGUCGAAAAACGAUUCUUCGAUGAAAGCAGACAAGUCCAGAAUGAAUCACCAGCAGCCGGCGGGAAUACCAGUAAUUCAUGAAGAAAACGUCAUGGAGCAGGGGAAUUUAUCGCUUCCCCAAUCAUCUGACUGUAACUUCCCGGGAAACGUGGACCCUGAGGUGUUUUCUGAACUUCCCCCCGAUGUCCAGAAGGAGCUCAUGUCUGAAUGGAAGCAGCAGAACCCGGUUCUGAAGACUCCGUCAUCCAGGAAAACGGGGAAAGGCUCCCUCUCCAAAGGCAAAGACAGAAAGGCUGAAGGAAGGAGCAGCCAGUCGAAUAAUCUGCUCAAGUAUUUCAAACCCGGUUCAACCAAGCAGCACGAUGGUGGACUGGGACUAUGACUAUCUGAUCAAGCUGCUGGCGCUCGGCGACUCGGGCGUGGGAAAGAC
Messenger RNA from Poeciliopsis prolifica (blackstripe livebearer), 2169 nucleotides. RefSeq names its product polymerase (DNA directed) iota (gene poli). The coding region runs from base 64 to 2121 and encodes 685 amino acids. The record is from RefSeq and is a predicted model, not a curated record. The transcript is spliced from 11 exons. NCBI's taxonomy places the organism in Eukaryota, Metazoa, Chordata, Actinopteri, Cyprinodontiformes, Poeciliidae. Gene Ontology annotation, molecular function: DNA-directed DNA polymerase activity; damaged DNA binding. Gene Ontology annotation, biological process: translesion synthesis.